CCGCUGAGCCCCUUUGUGCCCCCAGACAAGCGAAGCCUGUUGGCGAAGGAGCUGCUGAGCCUCUCGCCCAGCCAGCGCAGCCACAUGCUGCUCACCGUGCCCCUCAGCCUGGCAGAGAAACGCAUCCUCCGGCAGGAGCUGAGCUGGCAGAGGGGCACCCUGAGGCAGCACGCCCAGCACUCCUCCUCUCCCUGCGGACGGUCCAAGGACUACAUCACCCUCAGCUGCCGGGGCCUCUGGUACAGGCUCCUCUCCGUGCUCCCCGCCGCACAGCCCUGGCACUACGCCCUGAAGCAGAUCAGCGGCCGCUUUGGCUCCAGUGUCCUCUCCUACUUCCUCUUCCUCAAGACACUCCUUAUGUUCAACAUCUCAUUCCUCAUUCUCCUGGUCUUUGUGGUGGCCCUGCAGGCUGCGUAUCCCCCUGCCUCGGCAAACCCCCAGCCCUUCACCGGCCUCGAGCUCCUCACUGGAGCGGGCUACUUCACUCACUCGCUGCUGUACUACGGCUACUACAGCAACAUCACCCUCAAUGACCCCUGCGCCUCCAGCCCCAACAGCAGCACGUGCCCCCUCGCAGCCCCCCCGCUCCCGUACAACAUGCCGCUGGCCUACAUAUUCAGCAUUGGGGUCACCUUCCUCAUCACCUGCGUCCUGCUGGUGUACAGCGUGUCCCGCUCCUUCCGGGAGAGCUACCGCGUGGGCAGCUCCAUGGGGGACCUGGCCGUCAAAGUCUUCUGUGCCUGGGACUUCAAGGUGAUCCAGAGGCGCUCAGUGAAGCUGCAGUGUGAGAACAUCUGCACCCAGCUGAAGGAGCUGCUCACGGAGCGGCGGUCCCGCUCGACCUCCCUGAGCCUCUGCCAGCGCCUGGGGCGCACUGCUGUGCUUCUCCUGGGCUGGGCCCUCUCGCUGAGCAUGGUGCUGGGCUGCGUGUUGGCUGUGCACUACUUCUCAGAGCACAUGCACGUGAUUCAGGAGGACCACCGAGCGCGGGGCAGCAGCAAGCAGCAGCAGGAAGCCAUCCUGCUGGUCCUGCCCCUCAUGGUGUCUGUCCUCAACGUGCUGAUGUCCCACCUGUACAACUUGCUGGCGAUGUGGGAGAAGCAGGAAUCCCCUGUGGCGCAGGUCUACGUGGCGAUCUGCAGGAACCUCAUUCUGAAGAUGGUGAUCCUUGGCCUGCUCUGCUACCAGUGGCUCAGCCGGAGACUCAUCUGCUCGACAGAGGAGUGCUGGGAGACGUGUGUGGGGCAGGACCUGUAUCGCUUCGUGGUGAUGGACUUCAUCUUCACCCUGCUGGACACGCUCUUUGGGGAGCUGGUCUGGAGGCUGAUCGUGGAGAAGAGGCUGAAGAGGAACCAGAGGCCAGAGUUUGACAUUGCCCGAAACGUGCUGGAGCUGAUCUAUGGGCAGAGCCUGACCUGGCUGGGCGUUCUCUUUGCACCACUCCUGCCAGCCGUGCAGAUGCUGAAGCUGGUGCUGCUGUUCUAUAUCAAAAAGACCAGCCUGAUGCAUAACUGCCAGUCCCCCAGCAAGCCCUGGCAAGCAUCUCGCAUGAGCACCGUCUUCAUCACCCUGCUGUGCUUCCCAUUCUUCCUUGGUGCAGCCGUCUUCCUCUUCUACACCAUCUGGUCGGUGCGGCCGUCAGAAACCUGUGGUCCCUUCCAAGGGCUGGAAACCAUCUAUGAGUCAGGGAAGACCUGGGUGCAAGUGCUGGAGAAGUCCAACCCAAACAUCACCUGGUUCGCCUGGGUCCACCAGCACCUGGUGGAGAACACCUUCCUCCUGUUCUUCAUGUCCGGGGUCCUGCUGUGA
Molecule: messenger RNA, 1809 nt
Organism: Balearica regulorum gibbericeps (East African grey crowned-crane)
Lineage: Eukaryota; Metazoa; Chordata; Aves; Gruiformes; Gruidae
Source: RefSeq, a predicted model, not a curated record